Messenger RNA from Metarhizium robertsii ARSEF 23, 2235 nucleotides. Its product is annotated as glycoside hydrolase family 36 protein. The record is from RefSeq and is a predicted model, not a curated record. NCBI's taxonomy places the organism in Eukaryota, Fungi, Ascomycota, Sordariomycetes, Hypocreales, Clavicipitaceae. Bases 1 to 2235 code for a protein of 744 amino acids. The transcript has 3 exons. Gene Ontology annotation, biological process: carbohydrate catabolic process. Gene Ontology annotation, molecular function: alpha-galactosidase activity.
AUGGGACAAGUGCCGGCUCUUUGUAGGUUGACCAUAUUUCUCCUGGCCGCGGGCAUGGCGUCGGCUGCGAGUGGUUCCCAAAAACCGAUCCAGGUUGACGGAACGGCCUUUGCUCUCAACGGCGACGAUGUUUCAUAUCGUUUUCACGUUGACAAUGCCACGGGAGACCUGAUUGGAGACCAUUUCGGCGGACCGGCCGAGGGCGACACCAUUGAGGCGGAAAUCGGACCCGUCCAAGGCUGGGUUGACAUGAUCGGCCGUGUGCGGCGAGAGCUGCCCGACCUUGGCCGGGGCGAUUUCCGAACGCCCGCCGUUCAGAUUCGGCAGUCAGAGGGCCAUACCAUUAGUGAUUUCCGGUAUCAGGGGCACACGGUCCUCGAGGGGAAACCCGCGCUCAACGGCCUGCCGUCUACCUUUGGGAAAGACGACGACGUUUCCACGCUGGUCGUACACAUGUAUGACAACUACAGCUCCGUGGCAGCAGAUCUCAGCUAUUCAGUCUUCCCCAAAUAUGACGCCAUUGUUCGCAGUGUCAACAUCACCAACAGAGGCAAAGGCAACAUCACCAUCGAGAGACUGGCAAGCUUCAGCGUUGAUCUGCCGUGGGGCGACUAUGAUAUGCUGGGGCUCAAGGGCGAUUGGGCUCGAGAGGGCAUGAGGGUCCGUCGAAAGGUCGAUUUUGGCAUCCAGGGCUUUGGCAGUGCGACCGGAUACUCGUCUCACUUGCACAAUCCGUUCCUCUCAGUGGUGUCUAGAGCUACCACCGAGUCUCACGGAGAAGCCUAUGGAUUUUCUCUAGUUUACACUGGAUCAUUUGCUGCCGAGAUUGAAAAGAGCUCCCAGGGCCUGACAAGGGCCAUGCUUGGAUUUAACCCAUCCCAACUUGCAUGGCCACUUGGACCCGGCGAGUCACGGCAGUCUCCCGAGUGCGUUGCGAUAUUCUCAAGCACCGGUAUAGGCGGCAUGUCACGCAAACUCCAUAGCCUCUAUCGUCAGCACCUGAUAAAGAGCAAGUACGCUACAGAGACACGCCCUGUUCUCCUUAAUAGCUGGGAGGGCCUUGGGUUCAACUACAACGCCAGCACGAUUUAUCGACUUGCACAGCAGAGCGCGGAGCUCGGGGCCAAGCUCUUCGUGUUGGACGACGGCUGGUUUGGCGUAAAGCAUCCUCGCAUAACUGAUAAUGCCGGGCUCGGAGACUGGGAAGUCAACCCCAAGCGGUUCCCCGAUGGACUCGAGGCGUUGGUUGACAAGGUUACCGCUCUACCUGUUGGCAAUUCGUCUACAAAGCUCAAAUUCGGCCUGUGGUUUGAGCCUGAAAUGGUGAACCCAGACUCGAAUCUGUAUGAAGUACAUCCCGAUUGGGCUCUUCACGCUGGCAGGUACCCUCGCUCGUUAACAAGAAACCAACUGGUGCUUAAUGUGGCGUUGCCCGAAGUUCAAGAUUUUAUUGUCGACUCAGUGUCCAAUAUCCUCAACAGCUCCAACAUUGCCUAUGUCAAGUGGGACAACAAUCGUGGCAUCCAUGAAACACCAGCGCCAUACACCGACCAUCAGUAUAUGCUUGGGCUGUACAAGGUCUUUGCCAGGCUUACAGAACGGUUCCCGGAUGUGAUCUGGGAAGGCUGCGCUUCGGGAGGAGGGAGAUUUGAUCCCGGCGUGCUGCAAUACUUCCCGCAGAUCUGGACAUCUGACGACACCGACGCAGUAGAGCGCAUCUAUAUUCAGUUUGGGACCUCACUGGUGUAUCCGCCGUCCGCCAUGGGGGCACAUGUAUCGGCGACGCCAAACAGCCAAAGCGGACGAAACGAAACAAUCGAGUUUAGAGCCCAUGUUGCCAUGAUGGGUGGUUCAUUUGGCCUCGAGCUUGAUCCGUCACACAUGCCAGAACAAGAUAAGGCCAAGGUUCCAGACCUCAUUAAGCUUGCCGAGAAGGUGAAUCCCAUUGUCGUCAAAGGUGACUUGUGGCGUCUUAGUCUACCGGAAGAAUCCGACUACCCUGCGGCAUUGUUCAUCUCCGAGGACCAAAAACAAGCCGUGCUAUUCUAUUUUCAACUCAAACCCACCAUUAACAACUCUUGGCCAGUGGUGCGUCUCCAAGGACUAGACGCCAAAGCCAUGUACAAGGUGGAUGGCAUUCAAACGGUUUCUGGCGCCACUCUCAUGAAUCGAGGCGUCUCGUAUAAUUUUGAGGCUGGGUAUUCGAGCAAAGUUGUGUUUUUUGAAAAGCAAUAA